Candidozyma haemuli is the source of this 4281-nucleotide messenger RNA. RefSeq names its product putative Rab GTPase-binding protein (gene SRO77). The transcript is spliced from 2 exons. Gene Ontology annotation, molecular function: GTPase activator activity; myosin II binding; syntaxin binding. The coding region runs from base 1 to 4281 and encodes 1426 amino acids. NCBI's taxonomy places the organism in Eukaryota, Fungi, Ascomycota, Pichiomycetes, Serinales, Metschnikowiaceae. Gene Ontology annotation, cellular component: cytoplasm; plasma membrane. Gene Ontology annotation, biological process: regulation of protein secretion; establishment of cell polarity; regulation of exocytosis. The record is from RefSeq and is a predicted model, not a curated record.
AUGUUCAAUAAAUUGAAGCUGAGGAAAGCUCCUCUUUCACUCUCUUCUGUGUCAAAUGCUAUAAAGAAUGCAGGGAAUGCAGACUUAUCACCGCAAGAUCUCGCACCAAAGCAUCUAAAGCUAGCGGUUGGGGAUCAAUUGGGUCUUCCCCCAGAUUCCAUCGUAACCGCUGCAUAUGACCCCGUUCAAUCUCUUUUGGCAAUUUGCACGAAGGAAAAUACCAUCCAUGUUUAUGGUCAGCAGACUGUUGAGGUGGUCUUCGAGUUCAAGACAUCAAGCACCAUUGAACAUUUGAGGUUCAUCAAGGGUGUUUACUUGGUGUGUGUUCAAUCACUGGGAGGAAUCACCGUGUUGUCGUUGCACUCCAAAUCCAUUUUAGCCAACUAUACUUGCCCUGGUACUGUCACGGCAGUAGCAUCAGACCCUUCUUUGGAUUGGUUAGCUGUUGGGCUUAACAACGGUUCGGUUGUGUUUUAUGAUGUUGACAGAUUUACGCUUGCUCCUUUACGAGUUGAUAAUUUGCAAAAGAUGGUCAUACCCAAGCAAAAGAUGUCACCAGUGCUUGGUAUCGAAUGGCAUCCAAGAGAUAUUGGCACUCUUUUGGUAACUUACGAUCAUUGUGUAGUCCAGUGGUCUAUUACACUGGGCAUUAUCAAGAACGCAUUUGUUUACCAAUUAACUCGAGAAUGCAGAGGAUUUGAAUACUCUAACUUUGUUGAGCGUGGAGGCAAGAAAAAAGUGUUUGGGUCUGCCAAGGAGAUUAUACCCCUGGUGGCAGAGGCCCAUUACCACCCUAACGGUCUUCACAUGGUGUCCGUACACAACGACGGAACACUUGCUUUUUGGGAUACAAACUCAGCGACUUUACUUGAAGCCAGGACAGUGAUGGCAACGGGCCUUCAAAAGCACGGUGAGCCUGCCGGUAAUCUCAAUUUUGAAGAAGCACCUUUGGCAAUUCGAGCAAGGUGGAUAGCCGGUUUGGACCCCGAACUUACACAACUUCUAGUGACCGGUGCUUCUAGAUCAGACCCUGAAUGCGUUGAUGUAUUAGACUUUGGCUUAACGUUGAAGUAUAGUUUAACUUCACACGAGAAACAAGGCGAAUUCUAUUCUCGUCCUCAGGAUGGCCAAAGAAAGCUAACGGUAGCUUUCAAUCGCAGAAAAAAGGAUGAUGGACCUAAUGAGAUUAUUGAAAAGAUUAUCCCUCUCGCACAAGACGGACUAUUAUACUUCAAUGGCUGUCAUAACCCAUCUAGUAUACUUUUCAUUUCCAAUUUGGGUGCAGUUUACUUGACCAAGUACAACCCAGAAGCGGGAGGCCUUGCUACUACCAGGAACCUCCUUCUUCCUCCAUCAUUGUCAUUUACCGUUCCACCAACGACUUUCUUCUCGACAGUUUCUGUCAAGAGGAUGGAGUGGUUCGGCGUGCUCUCCAGCAGGAAAAAUGCCGCUGCUAAUCAAAAUGAUCUGGCUUUAGUCAAUGGUGGCGCUCCUGUGAACAAAAGCUUUCCAAAAACUGUUGGGUUUGAUGAUAACUACCACAAUAUUGUGAUCACAGGACACGAAAAUGGUGAUGUGAGAUUUUUAGACGUCACAGCAGGCGAGUUUCAUAACGAAGAAAAGUUGAUUGCUUUGGAAUUCAGAAAUACCCUUUUUAACGGAAAAGAAUCAAGUUCUUAUCGCAUUGCACAAGUGUCAUGCAGUUUUGAGAGCAGGGAAAUGAUAGUUGGUCUAGCGAACGGAAAUGUUGUGAUUUGUAAAGUCGCCAAGCUUGGCCAUAACCCAUUAGCACAACCUCCUGCAAACCAAGGGUAUGAUCAAUGUCCUGUUCAACACCGAAAUGGACAAGCCCGUAUUGUCAAUUUGAGGAACAGAAUACUGGGCCCCUUUUCCUCCUCUAGUUUUCUUCCAGAACAUCUUUUAGUGCUCGACCUGAAAGAUAAAAUCACGAGCCUUAAGAUGUCGCAAGCAGGAUUUGCCGCUGUCGGCUACAGGUCGGGUAGACUUGUUGUUUGCGAUGUAUCCAGAGGUCCGGCUGUCAUAUUAAACCAAGAAUUCGUCUCUAGCUACGUUCCCUCAGUCUCUGGAGAGUGCUUCGUGACUACAAUUGAAUUCGCUAUCAUGGAAUACGGACAGGAAGGCUAUUCUUCUUUGUUGAUGCUUUGUGGAACCAGUGCCGGGGGAAAUCUUCUUGUAUUCAAGAUCGUUCCUCUUCCAUCGGGAGGAUUUGAGGUGCAGCUAGCAGACAAAACUAUCGGUCUUAAUUAUAGAAGUUCAGAGAACAACCUGGAUAGUGGGCUUGAUAAAAUCAUUCCAAUCAAUGUUUCAAACGGGUCUCUGGCUGUGGCCACCCUUGAUGUGUUCCAAAGAUUAGCCCAGGGUGUUCAGAUUCAGGGCUUGAUCGUCACCACAUCCGCUCGGGACAUCCGAGUCUUGAAGACUCCAAAGCAAAAGCUAGCGCAUAAGGUCGUGGAUGAGAAUUGCGUUGCGAGUGGUCUUGUGAACUUUCGUGCCGCUAAGGGUGUUGUUCUUGCGCUGUUAACAAAGAACGGCUUUUUGAAGCUCUUUUCUUUACCUGCCUUGAGUGAGUUAGCGGACAUCAAAUUACCCAACGAUGUUUACAAACGUAUCCAAAGAGUUUUGGAAGGCCGGAGUAGUUCAGGUUCCGAAAUUCUUCCAUCAGGUGAAGUCAUCCUCAAGCUCAACCAAUCCGAAAUGCUUGACUUUAUGCUCUACGACGAGAAAUCACACAAAGAACCCAAAGAAAAGCUUUCAGAUCUUUUGUUUAAUGAAAAUGCAAUCAUGCCACCACGCCCGGCAGCUGGUGCAUUACUGUGGGCAAAGGGACAAACCACUUUUGUUACUCCAAAAGAUCUAGCUGCCUUGAUAGCCGGUCCAAAUAGGAAACCAGCGAAGCAUCUCGAGAGUGACUUGGCCUACAAUAUUAGUCCGGAAGCAAACCCAAACCAAUCUUACGCAUAUGGCGCACCCUCAACGAAAGGUGGAAGAAAAGAUAGAGCCUACGACGAGCCAGUCAGGAAGUCAGCAAAUGCCAAUCCAUACUCUUUUGGAACGCAAGGGUUCAUGAAAUCAAUGAGAGAUGGCUUGGAUUAUGUCGAGAACGGUAUUAACGACUUUGGAAGCGGCCUCUCUGAAUCGAUGACGGAGACAGCUGACAGUACCAAGAAGUCAUUUUAUUCGCUGGCCCAAACGGCCUUCUACUCUACAGAGCUUGUCAGGAUGUCAUACCAAGGAAAAGAAAACGUCGAAACGACCCCAUCUAAAUGCGGUGACAAGUCUUUCGCUGAAAACUCUCCCACUCCCUCCAAGAGAACCCUUCGCCCUAUUUCGCCGAAUAAACAGAAUACCGUUGGGGUUGGAAAGUUGAGCUUUCUCCAAAGUGAUAAUAUUGACGACCACUUUGAGCAAAUCCAUGGCUCCAGCGAAGAAAUAAAACAAACUUUGUAUGAUAUACAGACAAAUACCAAGCAGACAAGCGUUGAUCUUGGACAGCUUAUUGACAGAUCGAAGAAUAACAAUCAGAAUUUGAACCGCGUGCUCGAAAGCAUCGCCAAGUAUUCCGAAGAGGUCACUACGGAGGGAAAUGCAACAAAACAUGACGUUACCAAGAUCCUAGAGAGACUUGAUUCAUUCGACAACGUUGGGACAAAAGAAGAGCUUCACCAAAUCCGUGAAUUGCUCAACUCCGGGCAAGGGGAGGGUCAUAUUUCUGAAGUACUCACGCUACUUAAUAGUGUCAAAGAGGAUAACAAAUCCUCAACAUCAAAAAUUCGUGAAGAUCUCGACAAGCUUUCACUUUCGCUUGAAUUACAGGAGCCUUCAUCGCAACAACAUUCUCCCGGUCUUGCCAAAGAUAUAGAUGCGAUAAGAGCGAUAGUGGAAGAGCAGUCUCGCACUAUUCUGAUUCUCGAGCGAAAAUUGGACUUACAGAAGUCUUUCCAGGAGCUCGACAAACGGAAUGCUGAACUUAAGCGCAACUACGCUCUUCUUAGUGAAAGUUAUAAGGAGAAGUUCAACCAGUACACUCAUUUAAGCGAGCAGUAUAAUACACUUGAGCUUAGUGCGAGACAGCUAUCGAAAGAUAUUGAAGGAAGCAGCACGCAGAAGUAUAACAAUCUACAACAAUUACACUCCCAAAGACUUGGUGCCUUUGCUGAUGCAUCUAAUGGAGGAGGCAUAGACAUACCAAAGAAGAGAGUGGUGAGUAUGCCUCUCAAGGAAGUGAAAGAAGAAGUUUAUGGGGCUAACGAGGAAUUUUAA